Molecule: messenger RNA, 3524 nt
Organism: Petromyzon marinus (sea lamprey)
Lineage: Eukaryota; Metazoa; Chordata; Hyperoartia; Petromyzontiformes; Petromyzontidae
Source: RefSeq, a predicted model, not a curated record
UGUGUCAACGCGCGCGCGCGCGCGCGUCCGUCCGUCCGUGCGUCUCAUUCACAGCGCGCAUCGUGAGCACGCAGCCACUCUGCGUGAUUGUUGCACCCUGGCUGCGCGUCUGUCCGUCUGUCUGCGUGUGUGUGUGUGUCCAUUGUUGUGUAUGCGCGCGCGUGUGUGUGUGUCUAUCAGGCCGUUGCGUGUCUCUGUACAAGACGCACGGUGCAGCUGGCUGACUGAGCCGCUGCGGCUGCGGCUGUGGUUGCCGGCGAUAAGUUGCAAAUGCGAGACGCGGAAAAACUCUGAAGAGCAGCAAGGGCGACAAGAAUAACAACGACAACGACAACACACAUAUCCUGAGAGCAAGUCACCGUCGGCGACGAGACGAAGACAAACUCGGACGAGAGAGGCGAGAUGAUCACACUCUGAGCCACAGCAGCGAAGAGACGAGAGGAUGACGAGACCGCGAUAAGAGAAAGGCAACGAGACGCAGGGAAGUGGAUAUUGUUUUGCUACGCGCGUGUAUAUUUAAUGUAACAUUGGGGGAAUACAAUUUUAACUCGCUUUUUAAAAAUAAAAAUUCUUCCGGCACGCUGCUAUCAGUAGGAAGGGCUGGCUGGGAGGUGCGUUGGGAUUACUCGGCAUAAGGCACUAUCACUGCGACAGUGCCAAUAUUAUUCCCGGAACGCCGUUCCGCCACUGUUCCAGGUGCAAUUGAGCAGCUGUGUAUAAUUCAAGGGGAAAUGACUCACGGCGCGACCACUGACGGAUAGCCACAGUGGUUGAAUGAACGAAUGGGUGGUCAGAAUCAGUGAGGUUGUCAACAUAGAACGCUCUUUGACAGAUUUAAUGGUAUUUCUGUUCUCCACUAUCGGGUGCUUUGUUAUUGAUGUUUUACAUAUAUAAUUGUUUUUUUUCUAUAAAGACAAGUCUUCGGGAUAUUUAAUAACAGUGAACGCUGAAAUAAAACACGUGUCCACUUUGCAGUAGAUGGCGCACUUUGACGAGCAGUCGUAUCAAUGAUAAUGACAACGAUUCUCAUUGAUGUGGUGCUCGGUAGCAAUUAGCGUACGCAAGUCACUCUGGUCUCGAACCGCUGCGUCGUGUGCGAUACGGCCUUCUCGUUCCGGCCAACGCUGGGUGGUAGGCUUCAGAUGAGGUCCAGCAAUGGUACCCGCAGAAGGCGGCAACAGCAAGCGCAGGGAACGCUGACCUCGUGCCCAUGUUGAACUUCUUUCACACCGCCCUUAGCCAACCGUGCCAAUCGGAAGUGCGGGGCCUCUCUCUGUUGCAGUGAAGUCUCGAGGGGCGCUACGUGGGCGCUAUCUCCUCGAGUGCCUGGCGGGGUCUUCUCCGUGAACAUUCAGGGCCGAUGUCAUUGGCUCGCGUUGUAACGUCUCCGACCUCACGGGUACUGCCUGAGGUGCAUAAGCAUUGCGAAGAUUUACAUCGUGCCUCGAAGAGGAUGAAGCUUGAGUCACACGCUGAUAACAAACUCAUCUGUCGAUUGAGCCAUACAUACAUCGAUCGAAUCCUCCAUCCACAAUACCAUCGAUCUAGCCAUCCAUCCAUCUAUCUGUCUAAUCCUCCAUCCACAAUAACAUCGAUAUAGCCAUCCAUCCAUCUAUCUGUCUAAUCCUCCAUCCACAAUACCAUCGAUCUAGCCAUCCAUCCAUCGAUCUGUCUAAUCCUCCAUCCAUAAUAACAUCGAUCUAUCCAUCUAUCUAUCUAAUCCUCCAUCCAUAAUAACAUCGAUCUAGCCAUCCAUCCAUCUAUCUAUCGAAUCCUCCAUCCACAAUACCAUCGAUCUCGCUAUCCAUCCAUUCAUUCAUAUAGCCAGCCAUCUAUCCAGCCAUAUAUAAUAUACAUCUAGCUAUCCAACGAUCGAGUCACCCAACUAUCUAGCCAUCCAUUCAUUCGUCUCGCCAUUCAUUCAUCCAUACAUACUUCUAUCGACCGUUCAUCCAUCCGUGUUUCCACCAUUCAAAUCCUCUGACUUCACCUGCGACUCAAGUGCAGCUCCGAGAUUUUAGUUUUGUACAUGAAGACGGAACGCGUCAACGCACACGACUGGACGCAGCCCUGCGUGCUGAGCACACACACGCACACACACGCGCACACACGCACGUGCACGCACACGCACACGCGCACACACACAUACGCACGCACGCGCGCGUCCGGAGAAGUUGAAUGAAGAGCCAAAACGCACGGGAUGAAUUAACACGAACGGGCAGGCGCUGCGUGUGAAACUCUGGAAUACUUCACGUGACCGGCGAGACGUGCCAUGAACGUAUAAUCAGAUCGACGAUGUAUAACAAAUAUCAUUAGCGGUUAAAAAUGCACACAUAUAUACAAUGUAUAUGUGGAACCAGUAAUUUGCCGGAGAAGACCACGUUCGGAAGAUUUCAAUGCAAGGACAUUUCAUUCAAGUAAAUCUCACUUGAACAAUUGCGAUACAUACGUUGGUAUUUCGUCGUCGUUGCUGUUGAGCAGAUGAUAGACUUCGGUUGACACCGCCACACCUACAGGAAAGCGAGUGUGAGACGUGAGCAAUGAGCACGUUACUCCUCGCCAUCAUCGCCUCUUGGGCUUUCAUCUUGCCGCCAACCGUGCAAGACUCAUGCCCGGCGCCGUCGAAUGUGUCGCGGAUGAACUCGUACCUGUGGAGCGUGUCGCGGCACCCGCCCGCGUACCUCUUCGGCACCAUCCACGUCCCGUACACGCGCGUCUGGGACUACGUGGCGCUCAAUGCCAAGCGCGCCUUCUCCUCCAGCGAGCGCGUCUACCUCGAGCUCGACGUCUCCGACCCGCACACCGUCUCCGAGUUGGCCCGCUGCCAGCUGCUGCCCCGCGGGCAGAGCCUGCCCUCCCUGCUGCCCCGAGAGCUCUACCUGCGUCUCAAGCGUCACCUGGCGUACGUGAGACGGCGGCUGCUGGGCUGGGGGGCUCGAGAGGGGGGCAGCCGCAGGAGGGACCCCCUCCUCGUGAGCCUCUCGGGCGGCGAGUGGCGUCGCAAGCGCCCCAUCUGGCUCCUCCUGCUCCUGCCCUGGCUCAGCGAGGCGGCCCUCAGAGCAUCCGCCCGGGAAGGAGGAGCAGGAGGAGGAGGAGGGAGUCACUCGCCCCCUCUGCUGGACGUGCACCUGGCGCGCGAGGCCGCGCGCGCGCGCAAGCACCUGGGCGCCGUGGAGCUCGUCCACGAGCAGUGCGCGCCGCUCAACCGCCUCAGCACCGCACAGGUGGUGUUUGCACUCAAUCAGUCGCUGUCGCAGCACGAGAGCGUGCGGGGCCUGUGGGAAGCGCGGGGAGGAGUGGGGGGCCCCUGGGAGGAGCCCCCCACUCCGAGCACGGAGCAGCUCAUCCAGCACUACAACUGCGGUGACCUCACGGCCUUCGUGUUCGGGCAAAACGCUUCGCAGGUACGUAGGCACACACGCACGCACACCAAAGACAAAGAUCCCCCGUAUAGCCUUGAACAGACUGUUGGGGCAAGUGCUGUUAGCGAGCACAUGCACGCACGCCCGCCCAUCGAGAGAUGA